Messenger RNA from Gadus morhua (Atlantic cod), 1311 nucleotides. It is a transcript of the gene nme5, whose product is annotated as NME/NM23 family member 5. Gene Ontology annotation, molecular function: nucleoside diphosphate kinase activity. Gene Ontology annotation, biological process: UTP biosynthetic process; cilium movement; GTP biosynthetic process. The record is from RefSeq and is a predicted model, not a curated record. Gene Ontology annotation, cellular component: cilium. The coding region runs from base 213 to 1025 and encodes 270 amino acids. NCBI's taxonomy places the organism in Eukaryota, Metazoa, Chordata, Actinopteri, Gadiformes, Gadidae. The transcript has 7 exons.
AUUGUUAAAAGCAGUUAAAACUGGCCAUGAUUAGUCUGGAGGGGACGACUUAAUGCCCAAGUAGGACCCGCCUCUCGGCCUGGCUUGGUUACCUAGCAACAGUUAGUGUUGUACUCCAGAACCGUUGGAUAACGUAAGCGAGUUGACGCAUAGCGCUUACGUCCUCUACGAUAAACCAGCUUUAGCAGUCAAAUGCAGUAUAAACUUAAACGAUGAUGACCGACACCUCCCUGCAUGUCGAGAGAACCCUUGCGCUCAUAAAACCAGACGUGGUUCACCUGGCGGAGGAGAUCGAGGACGUUAUCCUUAGAUCUGGCUUCACUAUUCUACAGAGGCGGAAGCUGCAGCUGAGCCCCGAGCAGUGCAGCGAUUUCUACGCGGAGCACUACGGGAAACUGUCUUUCCCCAGCUUGACGGUGUUCAUGAGCUCUGGACCAAUCAUCGCCCUGGCGCUGGCCCGCGAGAACGCUAUCGCCCAUUGGAAAGCCCUGAUUGGACCAGCCCAAAGAGCCAGAGCGUCAGAACCCGAAGGCCUGAGAGCCAAGUACGGCACGUCUGACCUGAGGAAUGCCCUCCAUGGCAGUGAGUCGAUGACUGCCGCUCAGAAAGAAAUCAAGUUCAUGUUCCCAGACUCGCUGUGUGAGCCGGUGCCCAUGGCCGAGGCCGCAGGAGACUACUUGUCCAAACACGUGAACCCCACUCUGAUCAUUGGACUGACUGAGCUCUGCAAACAGAAGCCCCUCGACCCUUGUGUCAAAGAUAUCAGAGUAGUCCAACCAUGUCGGACACUGAGAAACAUUUCAUGGAGACGUCAGAGAACGGUCACGAAGGGGAGCAGGAGGAGGACUAUAACGGCGGGGCCGCGCACACCGAGGAGGGGAACGGAGGCGAAGCGGUGGAAGAGUGCGAGGAGUGCGCCGGGCCCGAAGCCCGCGGCGCGGAGGAAGCGACGGACGGCGACUCUCAGAACGGAGCGUCGGAGGGCGGAAAAUUUUUGUUGGACGUCUCGGAUGGGACACUCGUAAUAAGGAUCUCAAAGAUUACUUCUCUAAAUUUGGCGAGGUGACUGACUGCACCAUUAUGACUGACAAGGAGACAGGGCGAUCAAGAGGCUUUGGCUUCAUCCUCUUCAAAGAAGCAGCCAGUGUAGAAAAGGUCUUAGAUCAGAAGGACCACCUGCUACAUGGCCGACAAAUUUACCCCAAGAAGGCAAUCGCGAAGCCGAAGAGGAGGAUUGUCCUUCGUGUUGAGGAGAUUUUGCGCAUUUUGAACCUACCAUAAAUAAAGCCUUGACAUUAUUACCCAUCGAUA